CGGCAGGCAGCCAGGCAGGCAGCGUGGCUCCUGGGGAAAAGGAAGCAAGUUGGAGGGAGCCUGGCAGAGCCGUGGAUCCUGCUGAGCUGAACUCAGCAGAGGUUACAAGCUCAAGGCAGGAAUUUUGACGCUCUCAAGAGACCGGCUCUGCCCCCCUGGCUUAGCUAACCCUACAAUGUGGACUCUGCCCCUGCUGCUCAGGAUUGGAGUUUUAAAAUAAGAUGGAUGAUUUGACGUUACUUGAUCUUCUGGCGUGCCCCGUGUGCUUUGAAAAACUCGAUGUCACAGCCAAGGUCCUCCCUUGCCAGCACACCUUCUGCAAACCAUGUCUCCAGAGGAUUUUCAAGGCCCACAAGGAGCUGAGGUGCCCCGAGUGCAGGACCCCGGUGUUUUGCAGUAUCGAGGCGCUGCCGGCCAACCUACUGCUCGUGCGCCUGCUGGAUGGUGUGCGCUCCGGGCAGAGCUCAGGGAGAGGGGUCUCCGUCCGCAAGCCUGGUGUGCUGACCUCACAGGACAGCAGGAAAAGCAGGACUAACCCCAGAGGCCUGCAGUCCAGCCCUUUCCGGCUCGUGCCGAAUAUCAGAAUCCACAUGGAUGGGGUGCCUCGAGCCAAGGCCUUAUGCAACUACCGAGGGCACAAUCCCGGUGACCUGAGGUUUAAUAAGGGAGAUGUCAUCCUCCUCCGGAGACAGCUGGACGAGAACUGGUAUCAGGGCGAGAUCAAUGGCAUCAGUGGGUUCUUCCCCACCAGCUCUGUGGAAGUCAUCAAGCAGCUGCCCCAGCCGCCCCCACUCUGCCGGGCCCUCUACAACUUCGACCUACGAGAUAAGGACAGGAGUGACAACCAGGACUGUCUGACCUUCCUCAAGGAUGAUAUCAUCACUGUGAUCAGCCGAGUGGAUGAGAACUGGGCGGAAGGAAAGUUAGGAGACAAAGUAGGCAUCUUCCCAAUCUUGUUUGUAGAGCCAAAUCUCACUGCAAGACACCUCCUUGAGAAGAACAAAGGCCGUCAGCCGUCUCGCACAAAAACCCUGUCCCUGGUGUCCUCAUCCUCCAGAGGCAAAGCGACCAACACGUCCACCCUCCGAAGGGGCCCCGGGUCCAGGAGGAAGGGGCCUGGGCAGUUCUCUAUCACGACAGCCUUGAACACGCUCAACAGGAUGGUCCAUUCUCCCUUGGGCAGCCCCAUGGUGGAGAUCGGCACCCCCGUGCUUAUCAGCUCCAGCAACUCCUCUGUGAUCACCCAGCACGUGGAGAAAGCAGAUGUUCCUCCCAGCUCUGCGGGACAGGUCAGCGUUUAUCAUCCCACACCUGCCUCCCCAGGACAUUCCACAGCCAUCGUCAGUCUGGCCGGCUCUCAGCAACAUCACUCAGCCAAUAUGUUCGUGGCCCUGCACACCUACUCAGCGCAUGGACCCGAUGAGCUGGACCUACAAAAGGGAGAAAGCAUCAGGGUCCUGGGAAAGUACCAGGACGGCUGGCUCAGGGGCAUCUCCUUGGUCACCGGCCGAGUCGGCAUCUUCCCCAACAACUACGUCAUCCCUGUUUUCAGAAAGACAUCCAGUUUUGCAGAUUCCCGGAGCCCAGGUCUCUACGCUGCAUGGACAUUAUCCACCGCCUCUGUGUCCUCCCAAGGCAGCAUUUCAGAAGGUGACCCCCGACAGAGCCGUGCCUUCAAGUCCGUCUUUGUGCCCACGGCCAUUGUCAACCCUGUGAGGACCACGGCCAGCCUGGGGACUUUCAGACAGGGCUCCCUUCGGAAAGGGCGGAGCAGCAUGAGAAAGAAUGGAUCCCUGCAGAGACCUGUCCAGUCAGGGAUCCCCACCCUGGUGGUGGGCUCCCUCAAACGCAGCCCCACCAUGGUCGUACGGCCCCAGCAGUUCCAAUUCCAACAGCCGCAGGGGAUCCCCUCAACGGCGGUGGCAGAGAUGGGAUCCAAGCCCAUUCCCACUGGGGAGCCCGCCCUCACGUGCCUCAGCAGGGGCAGCGACAACAGGAUCCACUCGGCAGCCAGUUCCAUCAUCAUGGAAGGCAAGGAAAUCCCCAUCAAGAGUGAGCCUCUACCCAAACCGCCUGCAUCUGCCCCACCAUCGAUCCUGGUGAAGCCAGAAAACUCAAGAAAUGGCAGCGAAAAGCAAGUCAAAACCGUGAGAUUUCAGAAUUACAGUCCUCCUCCCACCAAACACACCACCUUCCAACCCACCUCCGGAAAGCCUGAACAGCCAGCCACCCCUAAAGGAUCCCAGCCUGAAGCAACCCCCUUGGGCCCAGAGAUGACCAUCCUAUUCGCCCACCGAAGCGGCUGCCAUUCCGGACAACAGACAGAACUCCGGAGGAAGUCAACUUCUGGCAAGAGCAUGACCCCAGUGUCCACUGCCUCGGCCACACAGACCGUGUUUCCCAGCAAAUGAAUCUACAGGUGGCUUUUCCUAGACCCCAAAGAGACCCUGCCUUGGUAAUCUUCCCAGGAGGCGCUAGCAACAUGGGAUGCUGAUGAAAACAAGGGAUCUGAUUGGAUGGAAACUGCUCAAUGGAGAGUUUGUGGACCACGUGAUAUUCCUUGGACAUCAGGGAUGGUACAGGAAUACCAAUAGGCUGGCCUCCAAGUCAGAAGGGUAACAGGAGAAAGAACAAAUCUGUCUUCACCCACAGUAUCAAUGGGUGGUGUGCCAGGACGGAGGAAAGCAAAUGCGUCAUGUGCUGUUACAGGUUACACCAGCCUCCCAUCCCUCCUGUUACUCUGUUCUGUUGUCAAAGCCAGAUUUGAUCAUGCCAAUUUCUCAUACCUUGGCACCUAACUGACAAAUGAAAAGACUGGACAUCAAGUGCCUUUCAGCUCUGCGACUGGCCUGUCUCUCCAGCUCAGAUUUAGAGCAGUGCAGGAGAGAGCAUACUAUUCUUCUCCUGGGUGUUCAAGCCAGAGAGGCCAGUGCUUCCUCACAAUGUCCCCGUCGUUCACCCCGGCCCUCGACUCCCGAGGGAGUACCCUGCAUCCCUCUGCCACAUCCUCCUUCUUUUCCAUUCCAAUUCCAUCUGUCUUUCCCCCCCUGACACCUUCUGAUCCACAGGGUUUCUAUUAGAACAUCCGGAUCUAGGAAAUAAGGGUUUGGUACAUAAAGAAUCUCAGAUAAGAGAAAUCCAUGAUGUUAUAAGAGAGAUGCCACAGAGUGCAAUGCCUUACAGAGAGGCUAUUUCCAGUCUAAAGAUCGAAAAAUCAGUUAUCACCGUGCGUUCUGUUUUUGUUCAGAAAUAAGUCGUCUUCAAGGCGAAGUCAUUAGAAGAUAGUCUACUCCUGGUUUUAAAAAAAAAUUCUAAUCUAAAAUACAGAUUUUUAAAUUAUCUGUGCUACCCAGAGAGAGGCGUUCUACAGAUAGAUGCAAUUCACAAACACCCUGAGGCUCUUCAAGCCAUACAUUUUCACCUUCUUCCUUAUCUUAAGACGUCCAUAAGAAUCUCAUUUUUAAAAACACAUACUGCCCUGAUUACCAGUGACAAGAAUGCAGCAUCCUGUGGACGUGCCGGGUGUUUUAACAUUUGGGAUCCUACUUUUGCACUGACACAUCCUCAGUCCUUCACCCAGGCCUGCUUGUAAGCAGGAGCAGACAUCAGCCGAACCAUGAGCAGAGUAAGGAUUAUAUCUUGUGGUUACAGAAACCUUUUCUUCUACGUGAAGCUGUCCCACGCAGGACUCAAACUGGCGGUGCCCAUGUUCAUGGGUUGAAUAACUUGGACUUCUUCACCACACGCUUCUCUCGGUUAACCUUAGGGGAAGGUGAUAACAAGCAACGAAAAAAACCUCCGAGUAUUGGCUUUAUCUGCCAAAUGGUGAGUGAGAAAGCAGGAGGGAUGAUGAGACCACAGAAAGGAUAAUUCACUGGUGACAUCUUCUCACACGUGGUCAAUGACAGUGCCGCCAACUGUCAGUCAUCCCUUUUGUCUGAACUACUGGGACUAAAUGUUCGUUCCAUUUCCUCUGGGACGGAUUCGGACUGGGUUGGCUCCUCUUUAGCCUCAGCAGCAAUGAAUAUAGAGAUGCCGCCUUCAGAUUCUGGAACCUACUCGUUACUACCAUGGGGCCUUACGGCCCACCUAUGAAUAGGUUUCCAUGACUCCAUCUUCCAGGGUAAUGUCAUAGACUGUCUGAGUUGGAAGGAAUUUUACGUUUAUAUGUGAUGUAGGGAAAGGUUAAGUGCAGGCAAGCUGCCCACACAAAAGCAAAUUGUAUAAACUGGGGAGUGGGGUGGGGGCACCCACAACACAACAGUUAAUCCCCAGAAACCACUCGGCCACAUUGGUAGUUACAGCCUUGUCUUCAAGGCCCUCUCGCUCCGAUUUUCUUCUCACCUUGGCUUCCCCCUCUCACAUGUAGAGCAACAGGAAACCACCACUUUUAAUUUUUCACUUGCUGGCUUUUAAGUCUCUGGGAACUUUCCCGGGCUUAUAGUAGAGGGUUUUAUGGAGAGUUCGCUUUUCCUUUGAACCUGCUUAACCAGUCAACCAGACAUUUUCUUAAAACACAAAAUGAAGGAUCUGAUUUGCUCUGAGCCAAACCCAGAAGCUUAAGGAAAGCUCCCCCAUUUCCUCACGUUUUCAUCUCUGGACUUUCAGUUCCAGGAUCUAGAUUCCAAAUAGUCAUGGGUCAAAAGGUGGUGGGGACGGGGGUGGAUGAGUUAGAAUGAUUAGAAUGAGGUCAGCCCAGAAAUUUUCCCUAGAAUUAUUUGCUAAGCAUGAAGUUUGAGUUUCACCUUCUGGGAUUGUUCCUUCUUAUGAUUGUAUGUUGGUCGAGGGAAGAGGGUGUUGUUUAGGGGGGGAAAAGAGGAAAGAGAAAUGGAAGGGGAGAAAAAUUCCCUUUUCUAUGGAAAUAUAUGCAGGAAAGCUAUAGACUCUUGCGUCUCUGCUUGUUUUUUUUAAGUGCAGUGUUUUUAACAGACCAAAAGAGAAUCUUUAUGAGCUAAUAUGUAUGUGAAUAAUGUUCAUAAAAAGGGUAUAAUGUUAGUUGUUAUGGAUUAUUGUAUAAAUAAACCUUAGAUGUAUAAAACAUGUAAACAUAUAAAAAUUAUUUUAUAGGGCAGUGGACACUUAAGGACCUCCAAACUUUUCACGUCUUUGUUCCAAGAAAUAGAGUACCAGGGCUGGCACCUUCUUUCCUUAGUAUAUUCCACUGUAAAGCCCAGCGGUUUGGUGGAGUUUGGUUUGCUUUCUGGGUUUGUAAUUUAUCAUUUAUAUGGAUUACUUUGCAACGUCUAUUGCAUGUGGUCGGUGUUGUUUACCCACAUGGGGUCAUCAGAGAUCAAUGCUACACUUUGCAUCUUGGAAAACCGAAAGGAACUUUCUAAUGAGAAGAAAAACACACAGAACUUACCUUCAAUUGUUGGGUUAACUCUGAGUUGUGCCACCAACAGCUUGUUUUAAAUCUGAGCAAACGGGGGGAGUUUAACAUCAGAGUUGUUGGAUAACUUUUCUCCUAGGAAGGAGUCACAUGUUUUUGUUAAGUCCUUUUUCUCUUGGACUUGACAUGUUCUAGAAGAAACCAGAAGUUAUGGCCCUAAACCACCUUGCUUCAGGACCACUCUCCACCUUGGUUUUCAAAGAACUAUCCACAUGUCAAUUCUACAUUUUAUGUUCUGUGAUUUGGUGGUAGACUCAAUGCUUUUAGAGCCCCGCGUUUUACUUGUUUGGAUUUGUGGCUUUUAUGAAAUAUUAAGCUUGCUCCUUAACACCCAGGCUGAUCAGAAGAAGGAAAAGGAAAAAAGGGGGGCCCCCUUGCUGGAGAGGCCCACUCACACCUUUUACAUCAGCUGAGAAAAGUGGGCCAGAAACCAGUGCAUGAGAUACCAUCUGCUCUCCACACAGGGAGGGGUUAGUUGUGUGAAAGUGGAGAGAUUACCCAAGUCUCCUUUGCCAAAAAUGCAUAUUGUUCCCAGCUGUAAGCUUGUGAAGCCCGAUAUGUGUUUUAGCAUGAAACAAUAAAA
Rhinolophus ferrumequinum (greater horseshoe bat) is the source of this 5972-nucleotide messenger RNA. RefSeq names its product SH3 domain containing ring finger 2 (gene SH3RF2). Gene Ontology annotation, biological process: positive regulation of proteasomal ubiquitin-dependent protein catabolic process; negative regulation of apoptotic process; protein ubiquitination. The record is from RefSeq and is a predicted model, not a curated record. Gene Ontology annotation, molecular function: ubiquitin protein ligase activity; protein phosphatase 1 binding; metal ion binding. Bases 222 to 2411 code for a protein of 729 amino acids. The transcript is spliced from 11 exons. Gene Ontology annotation, cellular component: nucleoplasm. NCBI's taxonomy places the organism in Eukaryota, Metazoa, Chordata, Mammalia, Chiroptera, Rhinolophidae.